GUAUUCUGUUCAGGACACUCUGGUUUGGAAACUUCAAGCAAUGUUGCUCUGUUAGAACAGUUUGUUCGUGUGAAAUAAAUUUUGUUGGCAGAAAACGUUUCCUUUUGCAGUGAGCAUGUUGCUGUAAUCUCAUUUUUUUUGCGAUAGGUGGUAGGAACAUCAUUACCCAUUUUCUUGGUUACUUCAUCACCACCAACAGUUGUGGAAGGGGUGGAAACUCUUAUUCUGUGCCUUUUGGAAUUUGUCCUGUUUGCACUUGUUGCAAAGAGCAGCCUCUUUGAAUUCGGAUAAUUCAAGACCUUAAAAUCCAGAGUUACCUUUUCUACUAAGUUUAACCUGAAGAUGUUCUUCCUAGCUGUGUGUGUAUGUACUAUUAGCUUGAUUUCUUCCACUCUGCAGCUGGAUUUGAACUUGUCUUCAGAGUGUGGACAGAGGUUUGGGAAAGAAUGGAAAUUGCUUGUAAAACUCUACAGACGUUCUGAAAUGGUGGAGGGAGUAUCUUUAAGUAGUGGCUUCUAGAUUAAUUAUGGGAACCAACAAAUGGCCUUUCAAUUUAUAACAAAAUUCCAUUGCUAAAUAAUAAUUUGGAAAACACUGAUCUAUUUAACAGUGGUGGAGUCAGUGGAGGCUCUUCACUUAGGGCAGGGUGGGCAACGCCCCCCCCCCCAGGCCAAAAUGUCCAAAGAAACUAAUAAAAAUGCUCCAAAAACAGUAAUAAUUGUCAGCCAUUCUGUCCUCUGCCACCAUUUUAGGUCUAACUGACUCAGUCACUGCAGCCCUGCACUUCCUUGCCUGUAGCUUGCAAGCCUGCAGUGUUGACAUAUAGUGGGCGCUGGUAGUGAAAUUCCUUAAACACCUAUAAGAGCACACGAAAGUUUCACAUAACAGUGUUCAUAAGGCAGGAGCCAAUCCCAUGGCUUGCCUUUGUUGUCAAAAGAUGGGCUGAAUUCAAACAGCCCUAUCAGGAAGACGUCAUCCUGACUGACAGCUCGCUCUGCCUCUGACUAGCAAUCAGUGUGGAUGGGGGCAGUCCUUGUUCUAGUCUUCCGAAGGAAGAGAGCGGCAAUCGCCAUUUUGUUCACUCUUGAACAGUGUGCUGUGUGAGCUGCCUUACAAAGAGAAGAGAGACCAUUUAUUUUGUUUAUUUAGCCUCAGAUUAUGUAAAUUAAAUUCAUGUAAUUGUCAGAUUAUGUAAGAUGUAAUUCACUAGCAAUACGCAUUUGGGCGCCUUUUAAGGAACUAAUCAACACAAAACAAAACGUAUUAAAUUGGACAACUACAUAGUCUUCCAGGCUAAAGGUGAAUCAAGGAAGCUGUGAAUGAAUGAUCAUCUUUGCCUUGAAGUACCAUGCCCACAGAUGCUGAUCCCUCAACCAUAGUGAAAACAGUUCACCUGGUUUUCCUUUCAACUUUCUGGGGAAUGCAGAUUUGGGUCACUUUCAUAUCUAACUUCGUGAUGGGCAGCAAUCUCUCGCAACACACAUUUGGCUUCAUUCAGAGUUGCCUCUUCCCUUACUACUUCCACAUUGGUUCUGCUUGUGCUUUAAUGAAUCUGACUAUAUUUGCUAUGUGUCAUCCCAGUGAACUUCUCAAUGAGGAAGAAACCAUGCAGAUUACAGUCUUCUUCAUUUGUGUCACAGUCUCUGCUCUAAAUUCUCAGUGGUUUGGGCAAGUGACUUCAGAUAUUAUGGCUGAAAUGCACCUGAUUGAACAAAGCUAUGGCUUGGGAGAAGACGUCAGGUGGUUCUCAAACAAGUCCCUUAUACGGCUGUGUAAACUGGACUCUAAUUAUAGGGAGCUGACUAGCAAAUUGAGUAUCUACCAGGGCUUUUCUUCAUUCUGCAAUCUGUGCUGCAUCACAUGCAAUGGCUUGAGUCUCUACUAUAUGGCUGCUCAUCUUUCAGCACUAUAAUCAUGUGGGUAAAUCAGUUGGAACAGCAGCUCAAGCUUGUAUGGGUAUAUGUUCAAGAACAGUGAAAGCAUGGGUUACAUCAGUUGGUUUAAUCCAUGCUCUCUGCUGGUAUAGAGAACUCCUCUACAGAAGGCUCAGAGGCUGUGAAUAAUGUAAUGCCAUCAAGGUACAUAUUUAAGUACGAGUCUCUUCCCCCACCACACUUUUUAACUUUGUAUGCAUUGAGAAACUGAUGUAGGAUUCUUGAAGGAUACAUUUUAUAUGUCAGGAGUGGGUCACUUCAUUUGUCCACUGCCCUCUCAAUCUUCCAUGGGAAAACGAUGCUAAACUUUUAAGGAAGCUACAGCCUAGCUAAUCAUGAGUAUUUACUUAAGGGCACCCAUGCCCAGCAGAUGUAGGAUACACUUAACUGUGCUUGGUACAUGGAAAAACUAUUCUAUCAAAUGUAUUUUUAAUUUCUUCCAAACAAAGGGAAGGCUUUUCUGUUACGAUGGACUAAAUUAAAACUUUAUUUUAUCAACUGA
Hemicordylus capensis (graceful crag lizard) is the source of this 2436-nucleotide messenger RNA. Its product is annotated as transmembrane protein 205-like. The record is from RefSeq and is a predicted model, not a curated record. NCBI's taxonomy places the organism in Eukaryota, Metazoa, Chordata, Lepidosauria, Squamata, Cordylidae. The coding region runs from base 1349 to 1912 and encodes 187 amino acids. The transcript has 4 exons.